Messenger RNA from Aedes albopictus (Asian tiger mosquito), 1626 nucleotides. RefSeq lists its product as uncharacterized. Bases 583 to 1371 code for a protein of 262 amino acids. Lineage: Eukaryota; Metazoa; Arthropoda; Insecta; Diptera; Culicidae. The record is from RefSeq and is a predicted model, not a curated record. The transcript is spliced from 2 exons. Gene Ontology annotation, cellular component: membrane.
GUGAUCAUAGAACACUAAACCGAAAUAUAGGCCCUACAUCUACCCGUUGGGAUCAGAUUUGUCCAUUGCACUUAACUUUCGAUCAAGCUCAAUCACACAAAUCGGUGAAAUUCGUACGAAGUAUCAUACAAGUUCGGAUUGGACCCAUUAGUACAUCCUCCCAGCACCCCUCAAUCCCACAAAUGGAGAACCGCUGCCACACCCAAAAUCGCCCAAUUGCGCGACUCAUGUAACCAAGUGUUUUCUAAUUUGCUGCAGAGUGCCAAAUUUUUCUUUCUGGCCCGGGCGGGACCCUGCCCCGCCGGUCAGUGGAUCGGUCCGUCGGAUGGACGGACCCCGUAUGGGGCGCGAUUGUUGGUUGUGUUCGCUCAUGUGGGGAAAUUGUUGAUCGAUGUGCGAAAAUUAUGCCCUAUCUGUAUAAAUUGUUCGCACCUGAUCACCAUCUGCGUCAGUUGUGCUCGAACAAGAAACAGUUCCGGACCCGGUGUUUCCCCCCGUACCAUCAUCAUCAUCAUCAAAACGCGCUGUUUACAGUUGUUAAAAACGGAGAGAAAGAGCUCGAAGAACCGAGAAUCCACCAAAAUGCAGCGUUCCAGUGUGCAAUCGUCGUCGUCUUCGCUGUUGGUGGCGUUGGUGUUCUUGCUGAUCGGGGCAGCUCUCCCGGUGAAAUCGCUGGAUGUGUUCAAAGAAUGUGCCGGUGCGAAAAGUUCCGUUUCCUGUUUCGGGUCCAAGAUGGUGCAAAGUGGGUUGAAGCGGUUGUCCAGUGAAAAGUCGCUGCAACUGUUCCCGGGUGUGGAUAUUGUUGAGGCACCGGUGGACAGCAACGAGCCCGAGGGCGCUCGGUCGUACACCGAUAAGGAGGAUUCGAGUGUGUUGGGGCGCAUCGCUCGGUAUCUGAGCAGCCACGAGAUGAAAAUUAACUUCGGCGAGUUGGCGCGUAAAAGUAACUUCCAGAAUGCGAUCGGAUCGAUGGUGCGAAAUGUCCAGGAUGAUAUGCUAGGCGAAAUGGCAGAAGCCCGCAAAAAGGACAAGGGAGGCCUCGGAAUGAUCCUGCUGAUGAAGGUGAUGAUGAGCAAAAUGCUGGGAGCGCUCGGAUUCGGUGCUGUGGCAGCGCUGGCCAUGAAGGCCCUCGGCGUUUCGAUGAUGGCCCUGGUGAUGGCUGGCGUGAUCGGGCUGAAGAAACUGGCCGAUGGAGGCGGUGACAACAAGGGACGCCAGAACUACGACGCCGAUAUCCAGGUGCUGGAUGGUGGCUACGGAGGAGACCAUUACGACCGGGUGGAUUCCUCGGCCGUUCAACGACGACGACGACGACGCUCGCCGAGUUUGGCGCCCUACCGAGGAUGGACUGAGGAGGAGAAGCAUGAAUAAACGAGGGGACGACGGGUGGGGUCCGGUGAAAUAGAGGCUGAAACGACAUUUGUUAGUGUUGAGAAUUACUGAAAACCAAUAGUUGAAAUUGGUUAUUUAUUUAUUUAUUGUUAUUUAUUAUAAAAAGACAGACGCUUCUAAAUAAACGAAUUACUUACUGAACAUGCUUUAUUUUGUUUUUUGCUUCUGACCUCUUGCUUUUUUGUUUCUCACUGUUUGCUUAUUGAUUCUUAAUUUAUGGUUCUUGAUGUAUUC